AUGUCUCCAAGAUACCCCAGCGACGAUGUUGAUGUUUCGCCCCUUGGGGCACCUAUGCAGUUCGAAUUCAGUGGCCGUCAGGCAUCGAACCGCUUUUUGAAGGCGUCUCUGUCGGAAAGAAUGGCCUCUUGGUCUCCGACUGAUCUCGCUGCCCGUGGUAUUCCCAGCAAAAAGUUGAUCAAUCUUUACCGCCGAUGGGGCGAAGGUCAAUUUGGUGUCAUACUCACCGCGAACAUCAUGAUCGCAUACGACCAGCUGGAGGCCCCCGGAAAUAUGAUCAUCGACCUUGAGAACCCAUUCAGCGGUGAGCGAUUUGAGGCAUUCAAGCAAUUGGCCACCGAAGCCAAGAAGCACGGAAGCUUGAUCAUCGGCCAAGUCAGCCAUCCCGGUCGUCAGACAUCCGAGCGGGUGCAGCCCAACCCCGUGUCUGCCAGUGAUGUUCAGCUAGUCAUGGAAAGAUUCGGCAAAUUCGGCAAGCCCCAUCCCGCUAGCGAGCAGGAGAUCCAGGAGAUCAUUCAGCGUUUUGUCCACACCGCCGUGUAUUUGCAGAAGGCCGGUUAUGAUGGUAUUGAGCUGCACUCUGCCCACGGUUAUCUUUUGGCGCAGUUCCUGUCUCAGACAACCAACAAGAGAACCGACAAGUACGGCGGCAGCCUCGCCAACCGUGCCCGCCUCAUUGUCGAAGUCGCCGAUGCCAUUCGCCAAGCACUGCCAGAGCCCGGUUUCGUCAUCGGUAUUAAGGUCAACUCGGUUGAGUUCCAGGAGCACGGAUUCACCCCGGAAGAGUCCAAGGAGCUGUGUGAGAUUCUCGACCAGUCCAAGUUUGACUUUGUCGAGCUGUCUGGUGGAACGUACCAGUCGGGUGCCUUCCAACAUAAGCGCGAGUCAUCGCAAAAGCGCGAGUCCUUCUUCUUGGAAUUCGCGGACCUGAUUGCUCCCGCUCUCAAGCGCACGCGCAGCUAUGUGACCGGAGGAUUCUGCACAGCCUCCGGAAUGGUCCGAGCUCUCGAUACUGUCGAUGGCGUUGGUCUCGGGCGCUCCAUCACCCAGGAGCCUCACUUGCCGAGAGACUUGCUUGCAGGAACCGUCAAGGGAGCCAUUCAGCAGAAAAUUGAUCCCCAGGACUUUUUCAAGACUAGCCCUGCGGCUGGUGCACACAUGUUGCAGAUUGCGCACGACCAGGAGCCUAUUGACUUGAGUGACGACAAGAACAUGGAAAUCUUCAUGAAGACCGUUGGUGAAUGGUAUCACGCUAUGCAAACCGACAGCACUGGAAGCCUGUACGAAUACCCCCAGAUGCCUGAAGGGCAGUCAUUCCAGAGUCACCUUUGA
Penicillium olsonii is the source of this 1332-nucleotide messenger RNA. Lineage: Eukaryota; Fungi; Ascomycota; Eurotiomycetes; Eurotiales; Aspergillaceae. The record is from the annotation of a GenBank genome assembly.